AUGGCGAUCACCAAAGGAGAGGAUGUUUAUGCUAGUCUUCUCUUGAAUGACGCAUACCUUCCCGGUGCUCUGGUUCUUGCGCACUCGCUGCGUGAUUCCGGCACCCACAAGAAGCUCGCUAUCUUGAUCACCCCCGAAAAUAUCUCCAAUGAGGUUGUGGAACAGCUUCAAACCGUUUACGACUAUGUCAUUCCCGUCGAAACCAUUCAAAAUGACCGACCGGCUAACCUGUUCCUCAUGAACCGCCCUGACCUGCACUCGGCCUUCACCAAGAUCAACCUCUGGAAGCAGACCCAGUUCCGCAAAAUCGUCUAUAUCGAUGCCGACGUUGUUGCUUACAGAGCUCCCGAUGAACUCUUCGACCUUCCUCACGCCUUCUCCGCCGCUCCCGAUAUCGGUUGGCCCGACCUAUUCAACACUGGUGUCAUGGUCUUGUCUCCCAACAUGGGUGAUUACUACGCCAUGUUGGCUAUGGCCGAGAGGGGAAUUUCUUUCGACGGUGCCGACCAGGGCCUCUUGAACAUGCAUUUCAGGAACACCUAUAACCGCCUCAGCUUCACCUACAAUGUCACGCCCUCCGCCCACUACCAGUACAUCCCGGCCUACAAGCACUUUCAAUCGAGCAUCAAUUUGCUUCACUUCAUUGGCUCAGAGAAACCGUGGGUUCAGGGUCGCACCCAGACCACCGGGAGCAGCACCUACGACGAGAUGAUCGGUAGAUGGUGGGCUGUUUAUGAUCGCCACUACCGCGGCAACUCGAACAAGACUACCGACGUUGUCCAGAAGUUCGUAAAGGGUGAGCAACAACAACAACAACAACAACAACAACAACAACAACAACAGCGCAACGUUUCUUUCCAACUCCCUCCCAGCCAGAGCCAUAAGACGCAGAGCCACCAAACGCAGAGCCAGUAUACCCAUAGCACCUACACCAGUCACGGAGCAUCCUGGGAUGCUUCAAGACACUCUCCUCCGGCUGGCUCCAAGCCAGAAGCUGCCAACUUCCCACAGACGCACUAUACGAUGUCCUCCAACACUCAACAGUUCGUCCCACCUGCGCGGUAUCCCAGUCCGCCCAAGGAUAUGUGGUACAAGGUGCCCGAGGCGGCGCCCACUCAAAAGCCCGCCCCAAUCUUCCCCUGGGAGAAACAAGCACCCGAACCCACUAGGGUUUUCCCGGAACCACCUCCUGAGCAGGGAAAGCUCUCGGUUGCGUCAACUGCGACGCCGUCCGCUGCGGCGUCAGCUACAGCAUCGCCCACCCUUGAGCCGAAGAGCGAGGCUGUCACCCCAACAACCCCCGCAAGUGCUAACGCCUGGACCUCUUUCACAACUAGAGGAAAUGCGUGGGAUGAUGUACCCGAAAUCAACCGCUAUGUGGACGCUUUGCAGAAGCACCGCCGCUCCGGAAGCAAGGGCUCAGCAGCGGCCACGUCAAGACCGACCAGUCCUGGUCGCGCUCAGAGCAGAUCUAGGAAGAGCUCUAGGGUGACUGACUUCCCGACUGAGGAUGACCGUCCAAGUCUUCCUGUCACCCCCGCGCCCAUCCAAGGACCGAGAUCCUCGAGAGGUGAGAAUGAGCGGCAGUUCCCUGCUGCCGCCGGCGUACCAGCGCAAUCCGAAUGGAAUCCCGCAGUCCAGCUUGAGAAGCUGGCGAUACACCAGCAAGAAACGUUGCAGAAGCUCGGUGAGCGUCCUGCUUUUGGUGGAUUAGCAAUUGGGACAGCGGGUAAAGAGAUCCCGGCUCGCGCACUUCCCUUUGGGUCCGAAGAUGCAAGAUCGCCAACUUAUGUUACCCAGUACCCGUCGGUGCUUAGUCCGAAGCCCUUGAGAGCGAACACAACCGGAACGAACUCGGUACGCAGAAUCUUGACGAUUGACGAAGAGGGAGGGGACGUGCCGCUGACGACUACCGAGAAAAAGACCCCGAGCCCGCUGCCGACGCAGCCAAGCGUGACCACCGCCCCACCGAGCUAUCAGGGACCAGGUGUGGCUUUUGAGAAAGGGGAAGACUUCCCGACUCAUGAGACGCCUGCGCUUCCGACGGAGGAGGAGAGAGAUGUCCUUGAGACGUAG
Neurospora hispaniola is the source of this 2076-nucleotide messenger RNA. Its product is annotated as nucleotide-diphospho-sugar transferase. NCBI's taxonomy places the organism in Eukaryota, Fungi, Ascomycota, Sordariomycetes, Sordariales, Sordariaceae. Bases 1 to 2076 code for a protein of 691 amino acids. The record is from RefSeq and is a predicted model, not a curated record. Gene Ontology annotation, molecular function: glycosyltransferase activity. Gene Ontology annotation, cellular component: cytoplasm. The transcript is spliced from 5 exons.